CCACUCGUCGGAAAUCCGCCCGCAUCAGCCUGCUGCCCGGUAUGGAGCCGCUCAAGAGCCCCGCCCCCCUCGACGCCGACCACGCCCCUCCGGUCGUCCAGGACCUUAUCAGCUGGGACACACCCCUCGAGCGCAACACCAGGAGGCGCUCCAGACGCUCGGCCGUGUCCUCCCUGGCGACCCCCAGGCGACAGUCCCGGCGAGUGAGCAAGGCGCCGGUGCUCUAAGGCGAGGCAGCGAAGCAGCCUAAGUCUGAAACCCUGAAACGACGAAUCAGGUGUUCACGGAAUCAGUUGAGAGGAUUGGACCCUGCAUCCGUGAAUCGAGAAACCCUCUCGUCUAGGCCACCGCUCCCUGAAUCGGCAAGACACUAGAUUUCUGAAUCCAAGGACCAGGUGGGCUUCCCAAGGACUCCGGAGACUGUUGAAAAUGGCACCGCGACAGUGACAUUCGAGAUUCCUCGAACCCGUUUUUACGUCUUGGAAAUGUUUUAUUUUCGUUGGGAUUUUAUCCCAAAUACCUAAGCCAAGUUUUUCGCGUUCCUCGGAAUUUUGGUUGGGGAUCGACGCAGAUUCGAUUCAAAAUCAUACUCUUUUAAGCUUUAAUGUGCCAUAUACAGUCAACAGAGUGAUGGGUCAGUGGUAUCGAGAUCAAAUCCAACAGAUUUCAGCUUGAAUUAUUUUAAUUUUAUGAUAAGAUAUACUCGUUUCAUUUGAGUUAGAUUGCACAAUGUAUAACAUGCGGUCUAACAUUUCUUCGAAGGCUUCUCUUGUUUUGUAUGACUGUCACUCAUUUUCAUUCCAGUAUUAUACUCUGCAUGCAUCUGCGUACCUGAAUAAUGAAUAAUGUUAAUAUCAGGAUGUCUGAACACAUUCUUGUAUCUCUAUCCACAGGAUUACUUAGGCUUAUAUAUAGGGGCUAUAAUUUUGUUGUAAAUAGAAAUGCCUUUGUCAGUUAACAUUGUUUUCAUUUUGUAUCUUUUUUUUCGAGAAGUUUUCUUUUGCCUAUGUAUACUAUCACAUUUAUACUAUUGUACUAGUGUUCUAUAUCGUUUUCAAAUGAGUAGGAUUUUUGUCUUUAACGUAAAGGGUAAAUAUGUAAGACUAUUUUGUGGAAUGUUUAAUGAAUGAGAUCCGUGUCAUAAAUAGAAAUUGCUAUUGUUUAGAGAAAAAAUCUUUUCAUUGUUUUGUUAAAGAACCUGCAUAAUAUUAUGCAGAUAACCCAUUUGAUUUACCAUCGUCUUUGGUGCUGAAAAUAAACAAAUUUACCAGU
Penaeus vannamei (Pacific white shrimp) is the source of this 1272-nucleotide messenger RNA. NCBI's taxonomy places the organism in Eukaryota, Metazoa, Arthropoda, Malacostraca, Decapoda, Penaeidae. The record is from RefSeq and is a predicted model, not a curated record.